AGAAAACCUGGGAAAGGAGGGCACAAAAGCGAGUCAGGGCUGCUGUAGAGGCUGCUGUAAUUGUACCCCCCCAGCCUGGGUGCAGCAUGACGGAGCGUUUGGGAGCCUGCGCAGCGCCGCAGGACACGGCCUGGCGCUCCCUGGGGUUUGGGGGUUUCUGCCCCCACCUCUCUUGUCCCCCAGGGCUGAGUGCCCAGCCAGUGCAAAGUUUGGACCCACACACAUGGCUGCUCCUAGGUCCUGCCAGGUGUCCCUGCUUGGGGUGGCAGGUUUGCUGCUGGUGGCUUCAUCUCUCUGUAGAGCCCUGAGGACACAGGACAAGGACAUGCCACCCACCUGCAGGCACACAGGGCAUCGUGUGAGGGGCACUCAGACAGUGAUUCCAUGCAGGGAUCCCCUCCAACCAUUCGUGCUGGGACAGGCCAGCUCCUGGCUCUUCUCUCCCAUCCCUGCAAGGUUUCCUUGGAGGCAUCAAAGGUGUUGGCUUCCACAGGGCAGCAAGGCUGUGACACUGCCUCAGGACACUUCUUCCUGCCUUGGGUGCUGUGUCUCAUCCCCAUGCACCAGCUGUGCCCAUCCCUGUGUCCCUGAGCCCUGUGGGAGCCCUCCCUGCUCUGGGGCUGGAUGGAGAUUGUUCCCCAUGGCUGCCAGCACAGCAAGGAGCCGGCCCCAGAGCUAGAUCAUACCCACUCUGACCCUAAAGAGCUUCAGGGUGCUGCUGGUUCACACCUGGCAGCGGGACCUGGGGCUCAGCACGGCUGUCCCUGCAGCUUGGGAAAGGCUCUGGUCCCUGGCUGCAGAGCCUGGCCCCUUUCCUGCCCUGCUUGCAGGCGGACGCAGCGGCCAGCGGAGCAGCCCUGACAUGCACCCAGCUUGGCCUCGGGAAGAAGGUUUGAGAGCAAAGAGCAGCAGCCCAAGGGGAGAGCACCCCCGAGGCUGGGCAUGGAGGUCAUGGCCCCUCCCACCAUCAAUGCAUUGAAUGGCUCCUCCGUGAAGCUCUCCUGCACCUUCAACUCCUGCUACAAGGUGGAGAACAAGCAGUUUUCCCUCAACUGGACGUACCAGGAGUGCAGUAACUGCUCGGAGGAGCUGUUCUUGCAGUUCCGCACCAAGAUCAUGAACAAGCAGCUGGAUCGCUUCGGGAACCGCGUGGAAUUCACCGGCAACCCCGCCAAGUACGACGUGUCCUUCACCCUCAAAAACGUGCAGCUGGAGGACGAGGGCACCUACAACUGCUACGUGCUGAACCCCCCGGACCGGCACCGGGGCCACGGCAAGAUCAGCCUCAAGGUGCUCACCCAAGAGCCCCCCAAGCACGACUCGACGGUGGCCGUGAUCGUGGGCGCCUCCGUGGGCGGGUUCCUGGCCGUGGUGAUCCUGGUGCUGAUGGUGGUGAAGUGUGUGCGCCGGAAAAAGCAGCAGAGGCUCAACACGGAUGACCAGAAGACAGAGGAGGAAGGGAAGACGGACGGAGAAGGCAACCCGGAUGAGGGCACCAAGUAAUGCCCCCCUGCCCGCCCCUCCCUCCUCUCCCCUGUACAGCGUGACCCUCUUGAUGUGCUUCCCAGAGCAAGGAUUUCUGUCUCCCCAGAGCAUCCCUCCUUCCAUCCCAACACCCGAGCCAGCCUGAGCAGGGCGCACAGAGAAGGUCCCCGGAGCCUGGCUGUACUGGGCAGGGCUGGGGAGGGGGGGCUGAAGGCCCUGAGGCUGAGCUGAGACCAGCCUGUCCCCUGCUCUGAGUGCCAGAGCUGUGAGGAGGUGCUGGGGACAGGCUGGGGAGGGUGAGGGGGGAUCUGUGUGGUUCUCCACAUGUAGGGACUGGAGCAGGGGGUGCCAGGAGGGGCAGAGGGGUCUGGGCAGCCCCGUGCCCCGUUGUCUGCUCUCUGCCCCAGUAGAAAAUGAGAGCAGGGGCCAGCAGUCUGCCCUUGGGGUCACAGCUCAUCCCGAGGUGCUCCUGCUGUUCCUGGGCUACUGGCACUGGUGUUCCCACCCCAAGGGAUCCUCAUAGCUGCCAGUCUCCUCCUUGCAAGCUUGUGCUCCUCAGGGACUGUCCCAGGCUGCUCAGAUGUCAAGUGGCCAAGGCCAUGAGCCCACCCAGGGUCUUGGAGCUUUGUGAUGCUUUGGAACCAUUGAUGGCUCUUGGUGUGCAAGGGUUGGACCCUUCUGCCUCUUGGGCUGUUUUUGGGUCUGAGCAUUUCAGCCCAAGGUGCUGGGCUGACUGUCUUGUGCUUGUUUCCUUUUUGGGGAGGGUGUUUGUGGUGGAAAAUGCCCAGCUGAUGUCUCAGACUGAGGUGCUGGGGAGUGCUGGGGUGAGGCUGCUUGGGACAAAGAGCUGCUGAAAGGGAGAGGAGCUUUUGGGCACUGUCUGGCAAAGACUGGGCACAACAGCAGGCCCAGAGUUAGGACAGCUCUGUCACCCUGGAGAUGCUGAGACUGCCUCCUCCAGCCUCCCUGCAGAGCACUGCACACUGUAACUGCCAUGGCAAUGCACUGCCAGCGUGCCCAGCCCCGUGUGCCACCUGCCUCACCUGGCAGGUGAGCUGUGCUGGCUGCAGCACCGGGGCUUCAGGCAGGGAAUGACCCAGGGCAGUGUCCCCUGUGGCACCAGACCUGAGCUUUUCCUCUCCUGUGGCUGCCAGGAGGGGGACAGUGCACGGAGCCGCAGGGGACACUGCAGGGGCCAGGUGAUGGAGGUCCCGUCACCCACGAGCAGCACUGCCAGGGAGAGGGGACACCUUUGCAGUGUCCCUGUGCAGAGAAGGGACACCUUUGCAGCGUCCCUGUGUAGGUACCAUCCUGGCAAUGCCAUCAGGCUCCAGGGAUGGCGGGACAGCUGUGCCCUCCCUGCUCUGCUCCAUCGCUUUCCACCCCGGCCCCACGUGCCCUGUCCAUCCCGCUGGACCCCGCUGAGCUCCACGCUGCUCCCCUCCCAUCCGCAGCAGGAAUGUGCCGUGUCCCACGCCUGGCUCCCUCCCAGGGGGAGGGCAGGGCUGUCCCCACUCCCUCCCAGUGCCAGCAGGGCUCCCGCCGCCCUCUCCAGAGCCGGGCUGUCCCCAGCUCCUGGAGGGACUGAGCCAGCACUCGGGGGCACAGAGGUCUCUGAGUGUUGCACAUGACCGGUCUUGCAUCUGCCUUUCAUUUCUUUUCGUGCACUACCCUCGGAUUGCAACUUGCCAAUGCAUCUGUCUGUACAUAGCUGCACACAGCAGAGCCGACAAAUACACAAAUACAGAUCUGUACACACAG
Messenger RNA from Catharus ustulatus (Swainson's thrush), 3246 nucleotides. RefSeq names its product sodium voltage-gated channel beta subunit 2 (gene SCN2B). The transcript is spliced from 4 exons. The record is from RefSeq and is a predicted model, not a curated record. Lineage: Eukaryota; Metazoa; Chordata; Aves; Passeriformes; Turdidae. Gene Ontology annotation, cellular component: membrane. The coding region runs from base 943 to 1503 and encodes 186 amino acids.